AUUCGAGACAUAGUCAAAUAAUUGAGCAAUUAAUUAAACAGCCAGCGAGGAGAAGAAAGAAAUAGAAAAAAAAAGUAUAGAAGCAGUGGAGGAAGAGGAGGAAAACAGAGGUAUUACUCGCAUGCUAGGGGUUAAGCGGUUGGUUACUCGAACGUUUCGGGGUUUCGGAGUAUAAAAGGCCACAAAUCAUUGACGGGCAGCAUCAUUAGCCCGACAACUGAAAAGCACUCAAGAUGCGUCUAUUUUUGACCCUUUGCACUCUGAUGGCCCUCGGCCUGGCCAAGCCCCAGCAGGGCUACAACUAUGGCAGCGGACUCUCUGGCACUCUGACCCAUAGUCAGAGCUCCCAGGGAGGCGGCUUCCUGAGUGCCCCCAGCAACACCCAGAGCUCUGUGGCCUAUGGGCCCCUGGGCGCCUUCCAGAGCGCCAGCGUUGGCUCUCUUGUCGGCAGCUCCGGCGGUGUGGCAGCCGCUCCUCAGGUUAGCGGACACUUUGGCGGCGGCGGCGGCGGCGGCUACAGCAGUGGCUCCUCUUCCUCGAACUUUGGGGGCGUCCGAACAGCCUCCUCCAACUAUGGCGGCUCCUCGGGCGGCUUCACCGGCUUUGGCCCCACCCCGAACAUCGGCUUUGGCGCCCUCUCGGGCUACCAGGCACCGUCCUACCAGCAGCAGCAGGAGCAGGAGGUUCAGCGUGGCUUCCAGGAGCCCAUCAUCCACAAGCAGUUCUUCACCGUCGCCGCACCCGAGGAGCACGAGAAUCUGGAGCGGGCCAAGCAUCUGGUGAUCGGUCGCCCGCAGAAGAACUACCGCGUGGUGUUCAUCAAGGCCCCAUCUUCGAGCAAUGCCAAUGUGAAGCUCUCGGCCGAGUACGCACCCAAGGAGGAGAAGACGGUCAUCUAUGUGCUGUCCAAGAAGGAUAACCAGCUGGAGGUCAACGACAUUGCCACACCCGCACCCACAGUGCCCAGCAAGCCGGAGGUCUUCUUCAUCAAGUACAAGACGGAGGCGGAGGCGUCUCAUGCCCAGCAGCAGAUUCAGGCCGAAUACGACAGGAUCGAGGGCACUUCGGAGCAUUCCGAUGGCGGCGUGGCUCCUGCCCAGUCUGUGGUCGGCAUCCUGGAUGGCGGUGCCCUUGGCUCUGCCAGCAGUGGCAGCUCCCAGUAUGCUGCUGGUGGCGGCUCUUCCUCCGGCGGCUCUGCUGGUGGGUACACCUCCUCCACUGGCGGCUCAGCUGUCGGCUCAAUUGGUGGCUACACCUCCACUGUGUCGGGUGGCAGCUCUGGCGGCCACAAAAAUGCCCAAAGUGCCACCUAUCUGCCGCCCAAUGGCAAAUAGGAAGCCAAAUCGAACCAAUAUAAUGAUAAACUCCCUUCUUUUUUUUUUGUACACAAAGUCCCCAAAAUAAAC
Messenger RNA from Drosophila persimilis, 1406 nucleotides. Its product is annotated as keratin, type I cytoskeletal 10. NCBI's taxonomy places the organism in Eukaryota, Metazoa, Arthropoda, Insecta, Diptera, Drosophilidae. The record is from RefSeq and is a predicted model, not a curated record. The transcript has 3 exons. Bases 234 to 1334 code for a protein of 366 amino acids.